This is a messenger RNA of Centrocercus urophasianus (Greater sage-grouse), 2298 nucleotides long. It is a transcript of the gene MFNG, whose product is annotated as MFNG O-fucosylpeptide 3-beta-N-acetylglucosaminyltransferase. Gene Ontology annotation, molecular function: O-fucosylpeptide 3-beta-N-acetylglucosaminyltransferase activity. Lineage: Eukaryota; Metazoa; Chordata; Aves; Galliformes; Phasianidae. The transcript is spliced from 9 exons. Gene Ontology annotation, cellular component: membrane. The coding region runs from base 522 to 1580 and encodes 352 amino acids. Gene Ontology annotation, biological process: regulation of Notch signaling pathway. The record is from RefSeq and is a predicted model, not a curated record.
GGGGCUGGCAGGGACCCAGCCACGCAGAGGGAGCAGGUGGACGGCCAGGCAGCCCCUUCCUACAGCCCUGCUCCAGCCCCAUAAGCACAUGGCUUGGAUACACUGGCUGCUGUCUUCUGAGGAGCUGAUGUCUUUGUCCGGACACCUCCCUGAUGGCUCUGAUCUCCUCUCCUGACCCUUCCACAUCCAUCCCAGGACUCUCAUCUUCACGACCAGGAGCAAGAAUGCUUGCUGUCCCUUUGACAGCCUGUGCCAGCCACCCACCAGUCACUUUGGAGUAUUUUCCCAUCACGUGUCCGCAUCUUGCUGGAUGAUCGGCGCCCUGGUCUGUGGAAAUUCCCCUUGUUUCAUCUGUUGCUUUAUCUUGCUGGUCUUCAUCUUGGAUAAAGUCCUUGGCCACAUCCUUCUCAUACCUUACUCUCAGUUCAUCUCACCCUUCUAAAGUUUUAAAGAAGAGCGGAGAGAUUCACAUGGAGGUACAGGCUGGCUGAAGCUGUCCUUGCUUGAGCUAUCCAUAAGCCAUGGGCCGUCGGCUCUUACGGGGUCUCUCCGGAGCUGCAGUCUUUCUGGUCGGUGUGGCUCUCCUUUCUGUACGGCACCGUGGAGCUCAGGAAACCUUGGGAUACCCAGGGCUCAGGGAGCAGGUACUGGAGAAUCCAGAGCAACGAACACAUGAGAGCCCAGAGGAUGCCAAGGGAGGUGGUGGCACUGGGCAGAAGAACCUGCAGGUCAGUUCUCUGGACAAAUAUAAGACUGAAGGGAACCUGACCCUUGGGGAUGUUUUCAUAGCUGUGAAGACCACCAGGAGAUUUCACCAGAGCAGGGUGGAGCUGCUUCUGGACACGUGGAUAUCCCGGGCAAGAGAGCAGACGUAUGUCUUCACAGAUGAAGAAGAUGAUGCCUUGAAGAGAAGAAUGGGUGACCGUGUGGUGUUCACCAGCUGCUCUACUGAGCACAGUCACUCAGCCCUCUCCUGCAAGAUGGCUGCAGAGUUUGACGCAUUCCUGUCUAGUGACAAGAGCUGGUUCUGCCAUUUGGAUGAUGACAACUAUCUGAACCCUGAGGCCCUCCUGAAGCUCCUGUCCUCAUACUCUCCAAUGAAGGAUGUCUACCUAGGGAAACCCAGCUUGAACCGACCCAUUCGAGCCUCUGAAACACUGUCUAACAACCAGACGAAAUCUGUGCACUUCUGGUUUGCCACAGGAGGAGCUGGAUUUUGCAUCAGUCGCAGGCUGGCAAGGAAGAUGAUGCCUUGGGCGAGUGGCAAGAACUUCCUGAGCACCUCAGAGCUCAUCCGUCUGCCAGACGAUUGCACCAUAGGUUACAUCAUUGAGUGCAAAGUUGGUGGGCAGCUGCUGCCCAACAUGCUCUUCCACUCCCACCUGGAGAAUCUGCAACUCAUCCCCAGCUCUCAUCUCAUGCAGCAGGUCACACUCAGCUAUGGUGUCUUUGAGAACAAGCUCAACGUUAUCAAACUCAGCGGUCCCUUCUCACCCCAGGAAGAUCCCUCAAGGUUUCGAUCUCUCCACUGCCAUCUCUAUCCUCAUACCGCCUGGUGCCUUCAGGCUGUUGGUUGGUGAUGCCCAAGCUACACUUUUUAAAGCUGGAGCUCCUGUGGCAGUGACAAAUCCAUCCACAGUUAAAUGGACCACAGCAGCUGAGUAGAUGCAUCUGGAAGAAUAACACUUGUGUUCCACCUUGUUCUCUAAGCUACACCAUGGCAUCCAGAAGAGCUCGCAAAGUCUUUGGGAGAGGUGAUGGAUUUUCUGUUAGGCUGGAGUUGUCCUCUUUAAAGUGACAUUUACAUUUAUAUCAGACAGAGCUUUUUCUGACCUGUGAUUCUUCCAUCAUUUUUGGCUAAUAGCAGCAGAAGAUGGCUCCACAUUGUCUGGAGGUCAAUAUUUAGAUGACUGUGGGAGGGGGAUACAGGGUAGUGCUCUCAGUGGUAUUCAAUGGAAAGCUGGGGGAAAGGGCAGCCCAGUUUUUAUUCCACAUUUGAUGCCAUCAGUUUAGUUUUUGCUUUACUUUAACUGAGGCCAAGGAAGCCUUGGUUACAUAUGGUACAUCCCAGUGCCUUUCUUAGCAGACAGUGGCCACACAUGGCAUUUCAAGACCGCAACAGUCCCAGAAAUGAUGGCAACACUGUGUGCUAAGGUCAUGCUGAAGUGUUCUGUUAGGCUGCACAUCUAAGCAAUUUCAAUGUUUCCUUCCAGGACAGGAUAAAGCACAGUUUCAAUUUCUGAGGCUGAUGAACACCUUUGUUUGAUUUCCUAAGAAAAAAUAAAUAAAUUCCUUCCA